Zygosaccharomyces rouxii is the source of this 2295-nucleotide messenger RNA. RefSeq names its product protein serine/threonine phosphatase (gene FCP1). Gene Ontology annotation, cellular component: nucleus. Bases 1 to 2295 code for a protein of 764 amino acids. Lineage: Eukaryota; Fungi; Ascomycota; Saccharomycetes; Saccharomycetales; Saccharomycetaceae. Gene Ontology annotation, molecular function: RNA polymerase II CTD heptapeptide repeat phosphatase activity. The record is from RefSeq and is a predicted model, not a curated record. The transcript has a single exon.
AUGGCUACACCGGUGAUAGCGCCUGAAAGUCUUCCAUAUCCGAUUACUAUUGAUCAGCUUAUAGCACCCAUUGGUAGUACCGUUAAGAAGGGGCAGCGGCUCUUUGCUUACAAGUUUUGGUACAUGGUUGAAAUUGCUAGCUCCCCUGACGAAAAUGAUGGUAACGGUGGAGCACAGCAUUCAAAGAAGACGGUCAGAGAAUCAAUUGAAUUUUUUGAAUCACCAUUUGAAGGUGAUCUCGUAAGUUGGGAAGUGGAUAGAGGCGAUGAAGUUGCAUCUGCAAGACAAGUGAUAUGUGAAAUUAUGAGACCUUGCAAUCACGAUGUUGUUUAUGGAGGGCUUUGUACAAUGUGUGGUAAAGAAGUUGAUGAAAACGAUCAAAUGGAAGCCAAUCUAGCCAUUUCACAUACUGAUACCAAUUUGAAAGUUAGUCGUAAGGAGGCUGAGGAUAUGGAACAUUUUUUAAAACAAAGAUUAAGACAAUCUAAAAAAUUGGUACUAGUAGUUGAUUUGGACCAAACUGUGAUACAUUGUGGUGUUGAUCCAACUAUUGGUGAGUGGAAGAAAGAUCCAUCCAAUCCAAACUACGAAACUCUUAAGGAUGUCCAAAUGUUUUCACUGGAGGAAGAACCAAUUGUGCCGCCCAUGUACAUGGGACCGAGACUACCUGAAAGAAAAUGUUGGUAUUUUGUUAAAGUUAGACCUGGCCUAAGGGAAUUCUUUGCACAAUUGGCACCACUAUAUGAAAUGCAUAUUUAUACCAUGGCCACUAGAACCUAUGCGCUUGAGAUUGCUAAGAUUAUCGAUCCUGAUGGAUCGCUUUUCGGUGAUCGAAUUUUAUCAAGAGAUGAAAAUGGUUCUUUAACUCAAAAGUCACUAGAAAGGUUAUUUCCAACAGAUCAAUCCAUGGUAAUUGUCAUUGAUGACAGAGGUGAUGUUUGGAAUUGGUGUCCAAAUUUAAUCAAAGUGGUUCCGUACAAUUUCUUUGUCGGUGUGGGUGAUAUAAAUUCAAAUUUUCUGCCUAGGCAACAAUCAGGUCUUUUACAAUUAGGUAGGCGAACGCAUAAGAAACCACAAGAAUCUGAUGAAUUGUUAACAGAUAUUAUGGAUACUGAGAAAAGAUUGCAAGAAAAGAUCGAUGAAGAAGUCAAAAGACAAGAGGAAAAAUUAAGCCAUCAAUUGACCACCAAUGAUGAACCAGUUCAAGGAGAAUCUAAGGAACAAUUGACGAAAAAAUUAGAAUAUUCCGCAUCAUUAGAAGUUCAACAGCAGAAUAGACCAUUAGCUACUUUACAAAAACAUAUGCAUAAUCAGAGGUUAUUGGUAGAUGACGAUGAUGAAUUAUACUAUUUGAAGGAUACUCUGGCGAAAAUACAUCGUAAAUAUUAUAAACUUCUAGAUGAAGGUAAUGAAAACAGUGCAGAUAUCCAAUCCUUAGUGCCAACUAUGAAAGGACAGGUUUUCAAAGAUUGUUAUUUUGUAUUUUCAGGUUUGAUACCGUUGGGCACAAAUAUUAGAAGAGCAGAUAUUGUUCUUUGGACUGGAAUGUUUGGUGCUAUUACAUCAUCAGAAAUCGAUGAAAAUACAACACACGUUAUAACAAAGACACCGGGUACUUAUAAGGCAAGAAUUGCCAAGGGUUUUAAUGAAAACGUUAAAGUAGUCCAUCCGGAUUGGGUAUUUGAAUGUUUGGUCACUUGGACACAUGUUGAUGAAAAACCCUACGAAUUAAUCAUUCAAGAUCCAGCAACAGAAGAAGAGAUUCAAGAUUUCAAACGCAAGAUCGAACAGCGUCAUCUAAUUGAAGAGCAACGUAGAGAGCAAUUCGAAUCAGAGGCUCUAAUGAAAACGGCACAGGAUAGCACGCUUAAUCUGUUUGCAGGCGGAACGUCAUGGCUCAAUGAUGAGGAUGAAGAAAUUUCUGAAGAUGAGGAGGACGAUAAUGAUGAUGAGGAGGAGGAGGAGGAGGAAGAUGUUGCUGAUGGCGGCUAUGGUGCAAAUGAUAUUCCUGAUGGAGGUAACGAAGACAACCGCAAUAAAGAGAACGAUAGUGAUCGUGCACCUACAAAUCAGCAAGAUCAACAGGAUCAAAAGCAAGACCAAGGAGGAGAAAAACCGCAGGAACAAACAAAGGAUCCGGAAUCUCUGAAAAGGGCAUUACAAAAUUCAGAUUCACAAUCUUCAGAAGAUCAACCGAGCCAAAAGAAGGUCCAUCUGGAAAAUUCGAAGGGUAAUCGUGAGGAUGACAGUGAAUCGGAUCUGGAAGAGGAACUACUCAAUGCAUUAGAUGCUUGA